AGAUGUCAUCCAACAAGGUUGUCAACAGACGUAACACGAUCUCCCUUGGUGACGACAAUCCUUUCUUAUCAGGGGGCUCAACAUCCUCUGGGUCAACAUCUGGCGAGAAAUCAGAUAUUUCACCACGAGGAUCUGUUGAAAACAUGUACGAGUUUAUAAAAUCCGAGGCUCCAACACCCCCUGUUAGUGAUAAGAAGAAUUUAUAUGAUCCUGUAGUGGAGAAUAAUGUUGUUGGUCUGAGACCCCCGUCAAUGACAGGAAGUGAGGGUUAUUUGGAACCAAUUAAGUCAAACAGUGCUGGUUCUGAUCCAAUGUUUGCAAGUAUGGGCGAAUCAACUGUAAGUAUGGGCUCCAUGACAACCAGCAUGGGAGCUAUGGGAAACAACAUGGCUGACAUGAGUAAAUCCGCAGAUAACUUUCAAACAGUUGAUAUCAAUCAACAUGGUCUGGAAGAUUUGGACAUAAGUCCCGAGAGAAGGGAGCUGUUGGCUUCCCAGCCGAUUUACGAGGAAAUAACAAAUGGUUACGGUAAACUAGGAACCAAUUUUGAUGCAGACGGCGAUGAUGAUGAUGAGCAUUUUGAAACAAUUGAAGAGGAUUUUUAUGGGGUUCACGACCCUCCACAAAAUAACGAACAAAAUGUGAUUUUAGCUUCAAAUUUAAGAAAUAAAGAGUCAUUUUCAUCUGAUUCAGAAAUGUCUUCUGCUAACAACAGUCUUUCUCGCCCUCGGCCGUUUCCUAGGAAACGACCUCGUCAUGUGGGGUCAGGAUUUGAACAAUACGUUGCGAUGAACAGACCAAGUGUAGCCGUCUUCCUUAAUGAAGAACAAUUACGUGAAAUGUUGAGUAAAUUGACAGCUAUGAAUUUGAACACUCUCCGUGAUAUCUAUACUCAACAUGAAAAAUGUUUCACAAAGGAAAGUUUGCAGUUGGGGUCAGUUGGACCAUUGAAGUGGCAAAAUUUCGACAUUUAUGGCAAACCACUGCAUACAUCAGAGAAAUGUGUUGUUUACAAUGCUAAAAUGAGGACCACAAUGUCACCAUGUCAAGUUAUGUUAUUGCAUUCCAGACCAGAAAUCACAGCUGCCAAUCAUCCGAGUUUAUUGAAACCGACGUGCAUAUUCACAGACUCAGUUCCAUUCACUUACCUUACGGACGCAUUUAUUAAAACUAGUCAGAUACUUGAAACCACAGUUAGCCAAGCUAAUGCAAAUAUGGCCAAAUGCUUUAUUGUGGUCGGUCUGUUUGACAUAACGGAGAGCUUAAGUAGCCAUAUGAAUGCUUUAGAAACAGUGUGUGAAAACCAAAGAGACUUUCUGCGAAAAGUUUUAUUUUUCGUAUUACAACUUUUAAGUGCAAUAUCUCAUUGUUUGGAACAAGGACAUCCACUGUCAGAGGCAGACUUCCAUGAUUUGUAUUUAAUCUCCAACCCAUACUGUCUCGGUGAAACGGUUUCCUUUCUGCCGCAGGUUAGGGCACCGGAAGACCAACGUAUUGAUCGGGUUUGUUUAUUCUUAGAAAAGUUUUUACUUGACAUGUGCGCUAAAUGUGAAGCUAAUGCAGUUCUUGAUGACUCAGCAUUUUUCAUUUACUCUGGAGUACAAAGGGUGAUUGAGUUAGUGGAAUCUGGUGUUACUGAGUGUCUACCAAUUGUUAGAAGCUAUACUGAGUUUCUUCUAUGGGGACCAGGGGAAGGGGAUUCGGAAUUUCAAGAUGAUCGUCAAAGUAAUCUUGAACCCAAAUUGUCCAUGUGGCUUGAGAAAGAAAGAGCGAUGUUGAUUCAUGACUUUGCUGGACGAAUUCAGCAUGGGGCCAGGUGUAACAUUAAAGACUUCUAUAAGAUGAAAUUUCUGCUGAAAGCAAGUUCUGGUAGCCUUGCGGAGUGCUUAAGGUGUCACACUUCAUCAGCAUCAUAGAUAAAGAGGUUCAAAUUUGUAAGCAUCAAAGAUAUAGAGGUUCAAAUUUGUAAGCAUCAAAGAUAUAGAGGUUCAAAUUUGUUAGCAUCAAAGAUAUAGAGGUUCAAAUUUGUAAGCAUCAAAUAUAUAGAGGUCAAAAUGUGUAAUCAGUAAAUAAAUAGUUAUCAUACAGGUAAUAUCAUAGAAAUAGAGGUAGAAAUGUGUUAUCAACAAAGAUUUAGAGGUUACAGUGUACUUGUCAACACAACAGAUCAAAAUGUAAAUGUAGGAAAGAAAUAGAGGUCACACAGUUGUGAUAUACCUUUAAGAAAUAGAGGUACUGUUUGACAUAGACAAUUUGUGAUUCAUAAUUUUUCAAUGUGCUGAACAUAUGCACUGUUCAUAUGUAUAUGGAAAUAGAUUUUACUUGCUCAUUUUUUCUACAAUAUGUGCUUUUGUUACUAGAAAUAUUUUGCAACCUUUUUCUUUUGGAUUUAGUUUAAUGGACUUGGCCUGUUUUAAACUCAGAACAGUUCAUUGUAAAAUUUUAGGUAUUUAAAUAAUUUUGCAGAAUUACUGAAUCAUUAUUCACGGCAACUGAUUUAUGUAAUAUAUUAGAUAUAAACAGUCACUAAGGCCUGAUAGCCUGGUUUGAUAUUUAUGGUAUAUAAUGUAUAAUUAUUGUCACUUACUCCUUUAUAAUGGUUAUGACUAUUAAACUUACAUGAGCUGUAACAUAUUACACAAAAUAAAAAGAAACAUUUAUUUGUACACCAGAUGAAAAGUAAAAAAUUCAUAUUAUAAGAACAUGAAAAUGUAAUAUUUCUUUCCUACUUCUUUUUUCAUUUUUUUUCCCCCAUUUCUAUUUGCCCAAAGGGUAUUUUGAAAUAAGUUUGAGAAUAACUCAACAAAUUUAAACAUUUAAAUACAGAUCCCCCC
This is a messenger RNA of Ruditapes philippinarum (Manila clam), 2834 nucleotides long. RefSeq lists its product as uncharacterized. The record is from RefSeq and is a predicted model, not a curated record. Lineage: Eukaryota; Metazoa; Mollusca; Bivalvia; Venerida; Veneridae.